GAGGAAGGGCAAGUGACCUGAAACGAGAGGAGAGUUACUUUCAAAAUAAAACAUGAAAUUCACGAGACAGAUCCCAAGACAAGACAACCUCACCGCGGUGUGACACUGACUGGCCUCUUCAUGUAACAGACCUAAUGAGAACAGAGCUGGUUCGGAGAGGGCCGUAUCAUGUACCAGCUGAUUUCAUUUUUCCUUUUUGUGUAUUUAUUAUUGAAAAGGUUUAUUUAUUUGCACAUAUUGAUAUAUUGAUUGGAUUAUCACUGUUUAAACAAAUGAGCAUUUCUUUGGACCUGGUCUUUGGUCUUUUCUCGUGGGGAUGGGGCGCUAUCAAUAAAGCUCGCCUAGGGCACCAAAUGGUCUAGGACCGCCCCUGACUGUAUGAACGGGUUGAAUGGUCCCUCUUAUCAAUACGUAGACUGAGACACCUGCAUAUUCUCAUUAACAAAGCAAUCUUAGGUUUUCUUCCUUCUAACCUGUUGUCCGACAUUAGCCGAAGUUAUGCUGGGACGUGCAAUCCUCUGUCUGUGGAAUUGUUCUUGCUGUCUGUCCCAAAAGUCAGAACUGAACUGGGAAAGAAGGCAUUUAGGUUUGCAGCUCUCUCUGCCUGGAAAGUGGUACAGAAAACUUUGAAACAAAAUGAGUUGGUCUCAGGGGAAAUUGGAUGACCUGGAGGCAGAAACAUCUGGUUGCAGAUGUUUUGCCUGAUGCUUUUGUGUUUUUAAUGUUUGUGUCCACCUUGUGUUUGUGUGUAUGUAUGAUUAUGCUGCUGCCUGUCUUGGCCAGGAUACUCUUGUAAAAGAGGGAUUUUUAAUGUAAAUGAGUCUUUUCCUGAUUAAAUAAAGGUUAAACAAAAUUAAAGUAUAAAGUAGUAUAAAUUAUUAAAACUCUGUGCAGUGCUGUACAAAGUGCAACAUCUGGUCACCAUAGUCUAUCUCCCUAGACAGAUUGCCCACACUGUGCAUUGCCACUGCAAGAAUGUGGUCCUCUGAAUAGCCUAAGUGUAUAUUACAACAGUGCUCUGAGUUUAUGGCUGGUCCACUUUGUGUUUAAGUGCUCACUGCUGCUCGGAAUGACUAUUUACAAAUACAGCUUCAGUGUGCUUCAUCUAUGCAGCACUUAGAAAUUCUGAUAUUUAUCUUAGUAAAUAUCAAGAACUUUUAAAUUUGUACUUCUCAAUUACUCAAAACUAAAAUCAUUUCCAUGUCAAACUAUUAUUGGUCAUUUAGAUGAUUAUUGUUGAAAUUCCAAAUAUGGUGAUGUAAUAAUGUUGCUUAGACUAUUUGACAUUUAUGAUAACAGAAAGCGUUUGAUUGGAUAGCAGAGUGAAUUUGAUGAUUAUUUAGGUGGCUUCAAUGUUGCAACGCUGGUACAAGGGAGAUGUUUCAGCACGUGUUUCCCAAGUUCGUCGCUCUGUUGGGUUCUAUUGGGUGAUAUUUGAGGUUGGGGCGUAUGUCAGUUGAUUUACUAUGACUCAUCCUUUGCCACCAGACUUGUUGGACUGUUUUCCGGGCAGCAAUGUUUCAUGUAUUGGGGUACGGUUAGGUUUUUGGCCAAAUUUUUUCCUCUAUUUGGUGUUUGUUUCAGGCAUGCUCGUUACCAUUUUAGGGAACUCUCUUGUCAUUGUGUCAAUUUGCCAUUUCAAACAGUUACAUAGUCCUACCAACGUGCUCAUUUUAUCUCUUGCUCUGGUUGAUCUGCUAGUGGGUGUUAUUGUGAUGCCCUUCAGUGCCACCCGGACUGUUACUGGCUGCUGGUUCUAUGGUGAUACAUUCUGUCAUCUCCAUUUCAGUUUUGAGGUGUUGCUCACCACUCUUUCAAUCUUCCACCUAAUUUGCAUUGCUGUCGACAGACAUCAAGCAAUAUGUAAUCCUCUGCAUUAUUCUAGAAACAUCACAAUGUCAGUGGCUGUGAUGAUGGCAUGUGUCAGCUGGGCACUGGCUGCUGUCUAUGCUUAUGGAGGACUUUAUUCAAAGGCCAAUGAGGUAGGGUUAGAGGAUUUGGAAUCAUUUAAGUGCAUUGGUGGUUGUUUCAUUUUCUCUAACCCACUUUGGGAGAUUUUGACCAGUGCUUUGUGCGUUUUCUUUCCCUGCACUGUGAUGGUUUGUCUUUACACUCAAAUAUUUUUUGUGGCUCAACAGCAUCUAAGAAAGAUUGAAGAUAAGAACAAUUGUUUAAAUGACAGAGGGAGAGUUGGAUUGGUUAAAAAGUCUGAAAGCAAGGCUGCAAAGACUCUCAGUAUUGUGCUUGGUGUAUUCAUCUUUUGUUGUGUGCCUUUAUAUUUGCUACAUUUGAUUGGUUCUCUCGCUAGCUUGAGGAUACCUUUUCUGCUCUCUGAAGUAUUUUACUGGAUGAAUUACUUCAAUUCAGCCUGUAACCCCAUUAUUUAUGCCUUGUUUCAUCCUUCCUUCAAAAAAUGUUUUCAUUGCAUAAUCACUUUAAAAAAUUUUAGCUCUCAUUCUUCAAAUAUGAAUUUAUCUGAUAAAUGACACAUCUCAGCAUUAAAAAUAUUAACUGUUCAACCUCUUCAGAUAAUAGAUUUUGGAGUUUUCAUCGUGUAAGGCAUGCAUUUGUGUAAUCUGCAGAGAGGCCUUUGUUUGUUGCAAUUGUCAUCAAUUAUAACAAACCACUGUUUUUAUUCUGAAUGUGAUAGCGGUACAUUAUGCACAUAACAACGUCCUUCAUUACUGAGCAAUCUUUUGUUUACACACUAUUUUUAAUGGAAAUAUUUUCAGUACUUGUAGUGAAACAACAACUUGCAACAAUAACUUCUAUACUCAAUUCCGAUGAGUGAUACUUACUCAAUUCCUAAUGAUACAUCCCUUGAUCAAUUUAGACUUCUAAAAAUGUAUCACGUAUCAAUGCUGUUACAGAGUAUGUAGAAUCUCUCUGAAAUUACUUUAUUUCACCUUACAGAUGGCAAUGUGCCAACUGCACCUCAGGAGCUAUUUUGGGCUUCAGUAUCUUGCUCAAGGAUACUUCAAGGAUUUUUUGCUUGAGCGCUUUUCUUUUUUUGGUUUACUUUUUGUUUGUUUGUUUACAACGACUUAUGCCACAUUGCCUACAGAGCAGUGCUACUACUGUGUACCAGGCAGAAAUGUCUCAUGUUUGGUUUCCACAUUGAUCCUUUCCUUUCCUUUUGGAAGCAUUGUACUGGUUGACUUACUCGAAAUCAGCCUGUAACCCCAUUAUUUAGGCUUUGUUUUAUCCCUCCUUCGAAAUAUGUUUUCAUUGCAUAAUCACUCUGAAGAUAUUUAGCCCAGAUUCUUCAACUAUGAUUUUUUCUGUUAAAUGACACACGUAAUAUCAAUAUGAUACGUUAUAAAUAACUAUUGUUGUUAA
Messenger RNA from Acanthopagrus latus (yellowfin seabream), 3339 nucleotides. RefSeq names its product trace amine-associated receptor 13c-like. Gene Ontology annotation, cellular component: membrane. Gene Ontology annotation, biological process: G protein-coupled receptor signaling pathway. The record is from RefSeq and is a predicted model, not a curated record. The coding region runs from base 1467 to 2486 and encodes 339 amino acids. The transcript has a single exon. Lineage: Eukaryota; Metazoa; Chordata; Actinopteri; Spariformes; Sparidae. Gene Ontology annotation, molecular function: trace-amine receptor activity.